AAAAUACAGCUUAACCACCGAUGUUGCUACGCCACGUCAACAAUGGAUAAUUAUCAUCCUAUCCCCUGUGGACAGGAGAUCAACUCUGUAGAGGCGAAAUAGUUUAUCUAAAAUGUAAAGUUUAGUAACUAUUUUGAAACCGAAAUAAACCCGAUUGAUCUAAUGGAAAUCAGGCUAUUAAGUUCGGUGACUAUUAGGUUUUUAAGCUGUUGGCAAUUUUAAUAAUGUACAGGUUUUUGGACAAGGCAGCUGUUGUGACAGAGGAAGACAAUGUGAAAUCCCCAAAUCCAUGGAAGCUUAACACAGUCCAUAGGGUUGAAGAACUAAAAUCACUUAUAAGAAUGGGGCCAAUAUGGGCAGCUGGAAUUCUCCUCAUCACAGCCUAUGCCCAACAAAGUACUUUCUCACUUCAACAAGCCAAAACCUUGGACAGGCACCUCACCAAAUCCUUUGAAAUUCCUGCUGCAUCCAUGAGUGUCUUCACUCAAACCUCCAUGCUGUCGACUAUCAUCUUCUAUGAUCGAGUAUUUGUGCCUAUAAUACGCAAAUUCACAGGCCUUGAACGCGGUAUCUCUUUCCUUACACGAAUGGCAAUUGGGUUUUUCAUUUCGUUAUUAGCCACAUUGGUUGCUGGUUUUGUCGAAUUAAAACGCAAAGAUGCAGCAAUGGCACAUGGACUAAUCGACCUGCCUGGAGACAUAAUUCCCAUGUCAGUGUUUUGGCUAAUGCCACAAUACUGCCUUCAUGGAAUAGCAGAAGCCUUCAUGUCGAUUGGACACCUCGAGUUUUUCUAUGAUCAGGCGCCGGAAAGUAUGAGGAGUACCGCUACUGCAUUGUUCUGGUUAUCCAUUUCUGCUGGGAGUUAUACAAGUACACUUCUGGUUACUCUUGUGCAUAAGUUCAGUGCCGGACCUGGUGGAUCAAAUUGGCUUCCGAAUACUAAUUUGAACAGGGGAAAAUUAGAGAAUUUCUACUGGUUAAUCACUCUACUGCAAUUUGUCAACUUGAUUUAUUACCUGUUUUGUGCCAAAUUCUAUACGUUCAAGCCAGUUCAGGUAUGGAAGGCAGAAGAUGAAAAGGUCGAAGAAGAUACAAUCGAGCUAACAAGCCAUGUUUAAUGGCAAGAUAUUUGGAGGUUACUGAGCAUUGUCUAGAGUUUAGCCUCGGCCUUUCUUAACUUGAAACUUCUGUAUGUAGAACGUUCCACCUCGAUGUAGAAGGAAUUACGUAGACUAGAGAGAAAAAUGUAGAAAUGUGUGUAUGACCUAAAACGUGUGCAUUUUCAAGACUAAUUUUUAGGUCAUUGGUUUAGUUUCUAUCUAAUGCAAGGAUUCACCGAAUAAUUUGAUCGACAUGCAUAUGUAUCAAGAGUAGCGCUAUUAGAAGAAUUAUUACCGCUUUUUUUCAAACACCCAAUUU
Messenger RNA from Olea europaea var. sylvestris, 1419 nucleotides. RefSeq names its product protein NRT1/ PTR FAMILY 3.1-like. The transcript has 2 exons. Gene Ontology annotation, molecular function: transmembrane transporter activity. Gene Ontology annotation, biological process: transmembrane transport. The record is from RefSeq and is a predicted model, not a curated record. The coding region runs from base 225 to 1118 and encodes 297 amino acids. Gene Ontology annotation, cellular component: plasma membrane. NCBI's taxonomy places the organism in Eukaryota, Viridiplantae, Streptophyta, Magnoliopsida, Lamiales, Oleaceae.